CGUUGCGCGGGAGGGUUGCAUUGAACCAAAUCGGCUUUUGUUAUCGCAUUCUCCGAGCACUUACAAUAGAGUUCAGAGAAUUGUAUGUCCAGUUCUAAGUGUUAAAGCAAACGAUACUUCUGAGGUAUUAUAAUUCCAUAGACAAUAAACACUAAUUCAUAUUUCUCUUGGUGAAUUUCAGUGAAAAUAUUUCUACCUUUUUUGUAUUAGUUUUUCAUGAUUUUCAUAUACGUACAGCCUUGAGACGUUUUCGUGAAGUGCUCACAAAUAAAAAAUAUUGGUAAUAGACGUACUUAUAUUACAUUUAAAUUAAAAACGUUUGAAAAGUCAUUAUGUGAUUUUUAUACAUCUGCUUCAACUAAAUUUGGAUCUAAAGAGAGGAAGGAAGGUUUAAUGCCUAUUUAGGGGCGUAUAUUUCAAGUGGCGGUCGGCGAGUGUUAACGUUGGCUGUCUUCAAACCUAUCAGCAUGAAAAUCAAAUUUGAUGUCACCUUAUCAGGGUAUUUCAUUCUAGUCUGUUCAGCAGGGAUAUUGACCCAGGCAGCUCAUUUACCAAGUCAGGCAACAGGUCAAGGUGUAUCUCAUGGAGGUCACGGGGGGAGUCACAAAGAUCACGGGGAUGCUGAACUCGGAAAGAAAGACGAGUUGGAAGUGGAGCUGCUUAAGCUGAAGCAUUAUGGGAAUGAAGACAAGGCAGACCCCGCUGGAGCAUCGUCCUCCUCCCUCAGCGGCACCUCAAGGGGUGGCCAGCCAGAAUACACAAAUGAAGACCUGGAAGAAGAAUUACCAGCUGUGCGUCCUCUUGAUAUCCCGCUACAUAUCUCAGAACUGAGACGUCAUCCCUACGCUACGAGUACAAUGCACACAUUUGGACAGUCGGAGUUUGAAGAGCUGACAACCAUUGCCAGCAGGACGACUGAACUGCAGCCAACACGGAAACCUGAAGGCAACAUAAGGGAUGAUUCUUAUUGGGAUGAAGAUGAUGACUCAUACGGUGCAGACCGUUCCAACCCGUCUCUAACGGGUGUCACCACCCCUGAGUAUUAUACAGAAAACAGGACUGAUGUCGAAAAGGCGGAGAAUAGCGAGAUUAAUGAUGAUGAUGAUGAUGAUGAUGAUGAUGAUGAUGAUGGAUAUGACAGUGAGGAUGGUGGUGAUGGUCACGAUGACGACGACAUUGAUGAUGAUACUGACGAUGAUGACAGUGAUGAGACGGAAACAAAAAACCCCAAAGCAAAUUAUGAAGGCAAGAGAAGGAUGUAUGGGAAGAAAAGCAAGCAGCGUGUCACAUCAGAUGAAACAACAUUUCAUUCAUCAAAGAAACCUACAAAAUUUGAGGACAGUGUUGAGCACGGAAGACAAAGGAUAGAAGAUGAUUCGGACGACUUUCCAGCAUCUGGAACGAGGAAAGAAGGUGAAGGGUCAAACUCAACCUUAACAGGUGCGCCUCGCAGUGCGCUGGAACGAGAUCUGGCGACAGUCCUAAGGAAUGGGAGCCCAGAAGCAGAGGACCAGGAGGCUAGGAAUGUCACCAAGAGAGUACGGAAGGAGAAGAAAAAGGAACCGGGGGAGGCCAAUUCCUAUGCAGUUCGAAAUCUUCAAGAAAUCAGGGAGCUGGAGAAGAAAAGAAAUAUUCCUCAGAAGCUUGUGGACGCUGUGAGCCCGAAAGCGGAUGAGGACCUUCUGGAGCUGAUGGUGCACAUAGCGGAGAACCCCACAGAAUGGCAGCUUGUUCAUCAAGAGCUACAGCAACUGGAUCAAGAUCUAGCCGCUUCAAGAGAGUUGCUGCAAGGAACGAAGUCCCUAGGAAAGUCAGACAGCGGAACAGAGGAAACUAAUGCUGCCGUGGGGGGUGCUGUUAAUGUACGCAGCAACAAGAGCAAGGAAAAGGCACGUCAUCGAAAACACCAGCAGGCUGACAAGAAGAAGAAAAAGAAGAAACAGAAAGGAAAGCUCAAGGCGAAUAAUGAAAAGGCACAGAAACAGGAAGUAAAAGGUGAAGAGGAAGUUAGGAGAGAAGAGCUACAGAAAGCGGGCGUUCUGCUGCCUGUUAAUGUAGUGUUCAGGGGCAAUGAGAAAGGAAAAACUGUUAAAGAAACUUCUAGUGUCAAAGGUUAUUUGACCGAAACUCUUAAAGAGCCUUCGAAGUCGCACAUAAAGGGAAAAUCUAUGCAAAAUCUAGAAUCUGAAAACACUUCAGACAAAAACCAAAACAGAGCACUGAAUUCAGACAAGGAAAUCAAAGGAAACGAAGGUAGAGAAUGGCCAAUUAGGAGUGUCCAGAAAUAUAAACUUGAUCAUAUGUCAAGUAUAGAGUCAGCGAUCGCUUAUUUAUCACAGCCUGAACAGGUUCCUUCCCAUUUAGAAACCAACAGGUUGCCUAUUCCUACAAAACUGAGUGUUGUUCCUCGAGAGCACGAUUGGCCUGAUUCUCUGAAAGACAACGGGCUAGAUCAAGACCCCACAAAUGCUUGGUCAAAACAUUCAGCGGAUUGGCUCCAUAACAAAAAUAAAUGGCUUGGCUUGCUCAGUAAUCCAGUUCAGGACAUGACAAAUUCUCAAAGGAAGCCAGACGAUUGGGCCACUAUUCCAGCGAUUUCCGAAUCAGUGUACAGAGAGACGGGCAGGAAUGAUCUCCCGGGAAUACAUGGCUUCAGCCGGUCGGUUAGUAAGGAAGUAUCUGAGAACAGGCUGCCUCAUUUCGGUGCUUCUCUUGGUAAGGAUAUACCUGGAAAUCAGGCGUUCACCUGGAGGGAACUGCAGACUAACAUCAGCAGCUGGCCGGGUCUGAAUCCAAAAGAAGAAAGGAGAUACUAUACUGGUGAUCAAGUGUACAGUAGUCCAAAUACGGGGUGGCCCAGAUUCUCAGUAGAAUCUCUCAAACAUGGUAAUCUUGCGGGUAACGUGAAAACAUUGCCGGACCUGCCGAUGGACCAGAGUAUGUCUUCGAAUAAAGAUGGUUACAGCAUUGACGAAACUUCAGAUAACUGGCCAAACUUCCCCCUUGAAACGGGUAUUUCAAUCCAGAGUCCUGUCACAUACAGUUGGCCUAAAUACACAGAUGAAGUUACAAAUCAGAACAGUAUAACAAUCGGAAAGAUUAAUGCUUGGUCAAAGCCAUCACUGGAUCCGUCUGCGUUUAAGCAAAGGGAGCUGACGACGAAUACAUGGUCCCAUAUGCAGCCCUCUCACCAGAAGCCUCUAUCCGCUAUAGACAGAGCCAUAGCACACCACACCAAGGAGGCAUCCAGCAGCAAACAGUGGCCACACUUUGCAUACCACAGGGUGACCUCUAGUCCACAGAUUCUAGCCCAACAGCAAAAGGAGGCCCAGCAGAGGGCACGCCACAGAAGCGCAUACAUUGCAGUAUCAGUGAUCGCGCCACCAGGGAAGAGCAAGGGAUUCAACAAGAAUCAGCGCAGAACCAACGGCUCUGUACUGCUGACACAUAACGAACUUAAUGAGCCCGCAACCGAACCUUCCGUCACACGCCUCCCCGACAAAAUGGACGAACUCUUGGUGUUGCGGUCCGAGAAACAGAAGUUCCCGGAAGGAGAGGAUCUACUGGAAGAGCAGUUGGUAGACUUGGCAGUGUCGGGGCAGCAACAGCAGCAGCAGCGCUCCGCUGUGCCUUGGACUCACACCAGGCACCUCGACAAAAUUCAGGAGCAACUAAAAACACUUUCAGCCAUGGGCAAGAAGCUACGUUAUCAUUGGUUGGAAAAAGAGAGACUUCUCCAAAUUCUGAGAGAUGGUGGCAAGAGUGGUUCAGGUUUCUUCAGAUCACUGCGAGAUGACAGCACAGGACAAGAAACUGCAACAGUCACAACAACUACAACCAUUGAUCCUCCAAACCAUUUGAAUACCCCUCAUACAACACACCUAACAUCAACACCUUAGCAAAUGUUAACUGAAUUAAAAUAUUCUGAUUCCAUCAGUUAAUAUCACUGAAAAAUGAAUACAAAUGGAGGGGUCAUGAUUAUUGGUUUCAAGAAACUUUUUGACAGGCCAACAGUGGCAGAUAUGAAUUGCUGUAGAAGGAAUGCAAGUUUGAACAUUUGGGCACAGAAAAUGGUGAAGUCUUUUGCUAGUAAACCAUAUCAGUUUGGGUAUGUGCCACAUUUGAGCAGCAAACAGUGAAAGCUGGAGAUAAUUAAAACUGAAACAACAGUGAAUGACUUUGUGCAAAAUAGCAAUAUCAUAUAGCAUAUUGAUAGAGAAUAGUUGUGAUUUAAUAUGAUAAUUUUCCUGUUGAUACAUGACAGACAGAAAUCGUUACUGCUGCUGCUUUAUCACAUUCAACAUUGGUUAUAGGCUUUCUUUAAAAAAUAAAAGAGAACUCCAUAUGUGGAGUUCAUGUCUGUCCAUGUGUCUAAGCCACUGGACAGAUUUUUUCAUAAUUUGAUAUAGGAACUGUCCAUCAAAAGUUACUGGACCGUUCAGAUUUUCAGGCAUACUGAGUCAUAUUAAAGCCUAGUUUGCAAAAAUGGACUUUUCCAUGCAACCUACAAACUCAUUCACAUAUUUUAUAGAAAUUCAUCCUUUGAGGCCUUCACCAGAACUUGUCUUAGACUUCCAGCCUAUUUCUAUUGCACCCUAUAUUACAUGCUUGUAUGGCUAUAAAUAUAAAGUAUGGCAUUAACUGUUUUGCACAUUUUGAUGAAAUUUAAUAAUGGAGACUUUCAUGAAAACUGUCAGGCAGCUAGAUUUUCAGCCAUAUAAGAAAUCCUUGACUUUUCCCUGCCAGUUACAUUAUAAACCUUUCCACCGGUAUUCUUGAAGUUCAGUAUGGGAGACUUUAAUUGCUUUGCAUUUCAUUAUUCCCAUUAUAUUAAACUUCAAAGAACAUCACUGGUAAGUUUGGGCAUCACAUUGUGAAGCACAAUCUUCCCCAUCUUUCUCAUGAAAAUAAACGUCAUUCAUACCUCCAUGGCAGCGCAUAAUAACCGAAUGGUUCCAAUGUUCAGAGGCAGCCAGUACAUUAUGUUAAUAUAAUAUACUGUUAUGAUUAUGGGCUUAAACUCAGUUUCAUCCCUCUGAAGGGUUAGGGUUUUCAGCCUUCAAAAAAUUGUGAAAUAUUAAACUAUCAAAAUAUUAAAUGAAACUAUAUUACUUGCAUUCUACAAAAAUCUGUGACAUGAACAAUAUGAAGUGUCCAGCUGGAAGGUAGUUUAUCAUAAAAACUUACAUGGAUAUCGAAAGGCAUUUAUGUGAUAUUUGCAGAGCUUAAACAGUAAUUAUAGAACAAGUUGAGUGAUUAGCUCCAUUAUUGGGUACUUCAACUCCAGAUACAAAACUCAGUGGAUAAGAGAUUAGUUCUGCCUCAUAUCCAUUCCAGUGGUCUUGCCUUUCCCAAGAAUAAACUCCUUGCCUUGCAGUGACUGAGAAAUGAAUAUUUCUUUGCCUAUAUAGUGGCAACAGA
Molecule: messenger RNA, 5421 nt
Organism: Cryptotermes secundus
Lineage: Eukaryota; Metazoa; Arthropoda; Insecta; Blattodea; Kalotermitidae
Exons: 7
Coding region: 468-3899 (1143 amino acids)
Source: RefSeq, a predicted model, not a curated record